AUGGCAACGCCAGUCGUAGGGGCCGCGGCGCAAGUGGGAGCGAGUGGGGGCGCGACGGCAGCGAGGGCGGCGGACGCGGAGAGGGCGCAGCUGGUGCAGCAGCUGAACCUGGCGGGCGUGCGCGCGCGCGUGGCGGAGCUGCAGGGCAGCAUCGCGCGCGUCAUGGGCGCCUUCCACGAGCAGCACGUGCACCUCAAAUGCUCACCUACACUCGUCCCUGCCACGGACCACUGCACCCACCCAUGCGCCCGCCUGCUUCCUGCCCUCGGACUGCCCUCCUUUCCUCACCCCCCUCUCCUCACCUCACCCCUCUCUCCUCACCUCACCCCUCUCUCCUCACCUCACCCCUCUCUCCUCACCUCACCCCUCUCUCCUCACCUCACCCCCCUCUCCUCACCUCACCCCCCUCUCCUCACCUCACCCCCCUCUCCUCACCUCACCCCCCUCUCCUCACCUCACCCCCCUCUCCUCACAUCACCUCUCUCUUCUCCGCACUCCCUUCUCCCCACCUUCCCGGCGGAGGCGGUGGCGGCGCUGAGUGUGGUGAGUGCGGGGCUCUACAGCCUCGUGGAUGACGUCAUGCCCAUGCUGCGCUCCUUCGCUGUGUGCCCCGCCACUGUCACCGCUCACAAUGCUGCCGUGCUGCCCAUAAUGCUGUCGUCCAAGCUGCUGCCGGAGAUGGAGGUGGAGGGCCGAGCAAGAGAGGAGGCGCUGAGGGGGCCACUGGCAGCGCUGCCGGUGGCACAGCAGCUCGAGCUUCUGCAGCUGCAGGCGAAGAUGGUGGACGUGGCGUGUGAGCGCGCGGAGAAGGUCAUUCUCGAUGCGCGCAAGGCGCACGGCAUCGGGGCGCGGCAGGCGGCGGCCAGCGUGGCGGCGCUGUACGGCGCAGGCAGCACUGACAAGGCUGCUCUCGCCCGCGUCGCCGACCAGGAGAAGCUUCUCAGAAAUGCACUGGCCACCGGCGAGGGGUUCCGAGUGCCCCCCCAGCCGGCCGCUGCUGGCCCUGCCCCUCCCGCCCACCGCGGCCACCCAGGCCAGGCGGCGCCAGCAGCACCUGCCCUGCCGCCACACAGAUCGCCAGCAGCACCUGCCCUCCCCACCCCAGAUCGCCACACGCUGUCCUCCUGGAGGGCAGACGCAGCUCCUACCUCCUCAGCACGAAGGUAG
This is a messenger RNA of Closterium sp. Naga37s-1, 1167 nucleotides long. The record is from the annotation of a GenBank genome assembly. Lineage: Eukaryota; Viridiplantae; Streptophyta; Zygnematophyceae; Desmidiales; Closteriaceae.